Messenger RNA from Triticum turgidum subsp. durum (durum wheat), 456 nucleotides. The record is from the annotation of a GenBank genome assembly. NCBI's taxonomy places the organism in Eukaryota, Viridiplantae, Streptophyta, Magnoliopsida, Poales, Poaceae.
AUGGCGGCGACGGGCAAAACCAGCAGCACGGUGGUUGCACUGUCUACCCUGGCUCUAGCGGCGAGCCUCCUCCUCCUCCCCGUCUCGUCAGAGGCGGCCUGCCCCAGCAAGAGCAAACCAACGCCGAGCGCACCGACGGUGACGGGCGGGAGCGGGAGCGGCGGAGGUAAGUGCCCCGUGGACGCGCUGAAGCUGGGGGUGUGCGCGGACGUGCUGGGCCUAGGCGACGGGCUGACGAACCUGAUGGCGGGCUCCUGGUCGACGGCGUCGUCGGGGAAGAAGCCGUGCUGCGAGCUCGUUGGCGGCCUCGCCGACCUGGACGCCGCAGUCUGCCUCUGCACCGCCAUCAAGGCCAACGUGCUGGGCGUCGUCGACGUCGGCCUGCCCCUCCAGCUCGGCCUCCUCGUCAACCACUGCGGCAGGAAGCUCCCGGCUGGCUUCCAGUGCACCAACUGA